AUGGCGGGGAAUUCCUUCAUAAGUACGAACAAUAGGAAGAAAGGUGUACCUUUUCCGCCAGCCGCCACUGGCGGCGGGACGGGACGAGCGGAGGAGGUGCGCGGUGCUGUGAAGCCAUGUGGGUUCACGUGCAUCGGUGUGGGCGUCUUAUUGGUCCAUGCGGAGCGCGAGCGCCAUAAGCGGGCGUACGACGCGUGCGAGCGCCGACGCGGGUUAUGUAAUCUUCCGGCAGACGCCGGCACGAACGCGACGCGCUCCCUCCGAGUCCGCCGCGGUGCACCCGCGUCUCCCUCUCUCACACGUCGCCGACGCGCCCCAAGCCUCUUUCGCAUCGCCCAACCCGCAGCCUGCAGCAGCGAACACAUCCCGUCCGUUUUACGCGUUAUUCCAUUUAUGGCGACACCGUCGUCGGUCGCCACCACACCCUCGCCCCAGCUCGCAUAUGCGCAGCCCCAGACACCCGUUACUGACCCCCCAGUCACACCAAACGAUUCCCCCGCCACCGAUGAGGAAGAACGGCAUAGGGCAGUGCAGAAAUUCCUAGCUCGAGCGGAGAUAGGCAAGCUUACCCGCGGCCUGCGAGCCCGACUUGGAUAUGCCACAUUCAAGGCCGUGCAUAAUCUAUCUCAGAACACCUUGCAAGACCUCGAGAACGACCCUCAAACCCCGACGCGCGUGAAUCGGUCAGGCAAUUACUAUAAUAAUCCCGCUACGCAAGGCAAUAGUGCCAUGACGCCCGGCGGCUCUGGGAGAACAAACACGCGUAAGGGUGCAAUGGCACCACCUCCGCCUGUUACUGCCUCCGCUGGACAGAGCCUUUUCUCGUCUAUCUUAGCCCCGCCCCCUGCCAAGCGCGCACGGACUAUUCACAACCCUCAAGAUCCACCCCAACCUGCACCCACUAAACCUAGACCUGCUACACCUCCACGGAAGGGGGGAAAGACCACUUCGCGUGCACCCGAAGCAAGUCAAUCGAAGUCGAAGAGUCGCAAACGAGACAAGGAACGGUCGAAUGGUAAAGAGAAACGGCAGUUGCCCGGGAAAUCAGAAGAUAGUGCUGCCGAUGUUAAUAUUGAUAUUCAAGCGGCAACGACUCUGACCAACUUCUUGCUUUCGACGCGUCAAUCGAUUUCGGUUGGCACGUCUUCUCCUCGCUCUAGUCUCUCAGCAGGCUCCGACUCUGGCUCAACAAAUUCUUUCCGACAUUACGCGCAGAGUUCCACGAGGACUGUUACCGCUGCGACAUCGACGUUAUCCGAAUCCUCUUUGCCAGCAGCCCACUCAAGCACUCCUCCACUAGCAUCCCCCAGCGGAUCAGAUUUACAUCACGCUUUCCCUCAAUCUAGCAGCAUCCGUUCAGAGGGAAGGAGUACGCCUAGAACACGGAAACGAGCUAUGUAUCCCGACUCGAAUACCCCCCAUAUUCCAAGUGACACAGAGGCAGCCGACUCCCUUUUAUUCCUAGCGACGUCUCCAUCUCCAGCGCGUCCCUCGCAUGUCAAAGAUCGGGACAGAGAUGAAUCGGGAUCGUUUCGUGUACUAGGAGGUGGAUCAGGCCUUAAAGGCCGCGUUCUGUUUCCUACCCAUGGGGGUAAUGACGAGACAUCGAGUACAAGCAGUAGAGUUCUCCGCCGAGAAGGUAGCGGUAGCUUUGCUUCUACCCUCUCUGCUGCCUCCUCCAGCGAGUUCAAUCCCGGCGGGAGCUUCCCUCGUAUUUAUGCCAAGCAGGUUAUAAACAAUCGGACGCACAAUACCUCGCCUCAUAUCAGUCCACCUCCUGACCGGCCUGGAGGUGGACUACUGGUGAUUCCUUUAGAACCAACGAUCACCCCACCGACUCCAACAGAGCCCGCCUCGUCUCAGCUCUUACCUGCAGCACCUUCGCCUAUGCGACCUGAACGAUCACACUCGGUACCCCGAUCUCGCGCGCGCUCUCCCCUUGCCAACCCUGUAUCGAUGUUGAAUGCGCCACCCUCGGAAGGGAAGAGGCUCGUGGACGGACCUCCAACACCUGGAAAUGCUUCGUUCAAUCUGAGCGACUUUAUACACGUCUCUCCAUCUCCCGCCGGCGGCGCCGGAUCAUUGUCCAGGUUGGGCGUCAUGGACGUCGACAUUGGCAGGAGACUAUUUGAGGAACACCAUGGCCCCAACGGCGCGGCAGGCCCUGCGGGGAAUUCGAUGAACACGAAUGGCAGCCUUGGCGCAGGGAUUGAUCUCGCGAGAAGUUGA
This is a messenger RNA of Fibroporia radiculosa, 2229 nucleotides long. RefSeq lists its product as uncharacterized. Lineage: Eukaryota; Fungi; Basidiomycota; Agaricomycetes; Polyporales; Fibroporiaceae. Bases 1 to 2229 code for a protein of 742 amino acids. The record is from RefSeq and is a predicted model, not a curated record. The transcript is spliced from 2 exons.